Kickxella alabastrina is the source of this 1628-nucleotide messenger RNA. Its product is annotated as CRAL-TRIO domain-containing protein. NCBI's taxonomy places the organism in Eukaryota, Fungi, Kickxellomycota, Kickxellomycetes, Kickxellales, Kickxellaceae. The transcript has 2 exons. The coding region runs from base 1 to 1299 and encodes 432 amino acids. The record is from RefSeq and is a predicted model, not a curated record.
AUGGCAAACCCAGUCAUUGAGCAGUACACCACAGGCAAGCCGAUUGUCGACGGCACCUUCGGCCACCUGACGAGCGAGCAGACGGCGAAGCUGCAGCAGCUAUGGCGCAAGCUCUUCGAGACCUUCCACAAGCCUGCAUCCGACCUGUCCAGCGCGCCGCUGCCUGCCGAGGCCACGGAGGCGUCCAAGAAGGAGGCCAGCCGCAGCAGCAGCGUGCCGGUCUCAGGACGCAGCAGCCGCAUUCUGAAGCGGCACACCGGCGCCAAGGACUCACCCUCGGCAUCGCCGUCGCCGUCGCCGGCAUCAUCCGGGUGGUUCGGCUGGGCCACCAGCAGCGCAAAGGCAGAGGCGCCCGAGUACCGACAGCUCGUCGGCGACGAGGCCUCGGAGGCCAGCCUGCCGCCGCCAUUUGUCCCCGGGCAGGGCGCAACAACAGUUGGCGAGGCGUUCUGGGAGGCAGCACUGUACGACCACCCGGACGUCCUUCUGCUGCGGUUCCUGCGCGCGCGCAAGUGGCAGGUCGACGACGCAUUGGCGAUGUUCCUGUCGUGCCUGAAGUGGCGCAUUGACGAGCAGGUCAGCUGGCUGGUGUGGCGCGGCGAGGCCGAGCUGAACCUGGCGCUGAUGCGCCGCGGCAUGGGCGUCGUGCACAAAACCGACCGCCUCGGCCAGCCCGUCCUGCAUAUCCCCGUGCGGCUGAACAUUCCGUCGGCGCAGCCCGGCGAGCAGAUGAUCGAGUACACGCUGUAUCUGAUGGAAGUCGCGCGCAUCGUCCUGCACCCGCCAGCCGAAAAGCACUACUACCCCGAGUGCCUCGGCCUGGUGCUGAUCUACAACGCCUCGUGGGUGUUCAACGGCCUGUGGAAGCUCAUCCGCCCGCUGCUCGACCCCGUCGUCGCCAGCAAAGUGCACUUUGUGGCUUCGGCCAAGGACCUGCAGCACUUUAUUGCCCCCGAGAGCCUGCCCAAGGAGUUCGGCGGCGCUGAUGCCUUCAAGUACACCUACCCGAUGCCUGUCGAUGGCGAGAACAAGGCCAUGUUUGACUCUGCUGGCCGUGAAAAAGCCGUGCUCGACAGACGUGCAAAGUGCGAGCAGUUCGAGGCCGCCACGCGUCGCUGGGCCGGCGUGGACUCAGCCAGCGACCUGUCAAAGGACGCGCUGGGGGACGAGCGGAAGGCUGCUGCUGAUGAGUUCGUGGCUGCCAGCAAGGCCCUGGACAAGUACGUGCGUGCGCGCACGCUGUACCACCGCAACGGCGUCAUUGGCGAGGAUCUGCGCGCCGACUGGAACAAGGUUUAAGUUACAAGGCUUAAGUUAGGCACACCCACGCGCUCGAUAUAUACCUCUACCCCCACCUUAUAUGCUGUAUAUGAUUGCAAUUUCCGGCGGUAACGCGUGGAAGCGGUAGGUUACUUGUAACGGGGAGGAGCAACGUGGUCUUAUUUAAUGCCGUUUGCUUAUUUUUUAUUUUUAUAUUUUUAUAUUUUUACGGCCACGCGGCGCCAAGUAGACCUAAUUUUUUGUUUGCACAGCAGCCAAGCCUGUACACGAUAUUUAUAUAAACUACAUGGGUGGAAUCGACUUCAAGAAUCCUGUCUUUAUUUCAAAUACCUAUAUAUCCUUCUGAG